AUGGACUCUUUAAAGCUUCCAACAACUGCGGCUUCAGCAUCUGUCUUCACUGCACCAGGAUCAUUAUCCUUCCCUCAAGGCAUUGACUCCGAGCCCCAAAUCAAGAAGGAUGAGUUUAAUGAAGGUGUCGUUCAAGAACCUAACCAAAUGGAAGAUGACGGAACUAUUUCUGGAAUUGUUCCCACGUUGCAAAAUAUUGUUGCAACUGUCAAUUUGGGCUGUCGUUUGGACCUUAAAACCAUUGCCUUGCAUGCACGUAACGCCGAGUACAAUCCAAAGCGUUUCGCUGCUGUCAUUAUGAGAAUCAGAGAGCCUAAGACUACGGCACUUAUAUUCGCAUCGGGCAAAAUGGUUGUUACAGGUGCCAAGUCUGAGGAUGAUUCCAAAUUGGCUUCCAGAAAAUAUGCCCGUAUCAUUCAGAAGUUGGGUUUUUAUGCCAAAUUUACUGAUUUCAAGAUUCAAAACAUCGUUGGAUCUUGUGAUGUAAAGUUCCCUAUCCGGUUGGAGGGUUUGGCUUUCUCGCACGGUACUUUCUCGUCCUACGAACCAGAAUUAUUCCCUGGCUUAAUUUACAGAAUGGUUAAGCCGAAAAUCGUGCUCUUAAUCUUCGUUUCGGGUAAAAUUGUCUUGACAGGUGCAAAGCAAAGAGAGGAGAUUUACGCUGCGUUUGAAGCAAUUUACCCUGUGUUGAGUGAAUUCCGUAAAUCGUAG
Australozyma saopauloensis is the source of this 711-nucleotide messenger RNA. It is a transcript of the gene TBP1, whose product is annotated as TATA-binding protein. The transcript has a single exon. Gene Ontology annotation, biological process: DNA-templated transcription initiation. The record is from RefSeq and is a predicted model, not a curated record. The coding region runs from base 1 to 711 and encodes 236 amino acids. NCBI's taxonomy places the organism in Eukaryota, Fungi, Ascomycota, Pichiomycetes, Serinales, Metschnikowiaceae. Gene Ontology annotation, molecular function: RNA polymerase II general transcription initiation factor activity; DNA binding.